CGGGCUAGUACUGUUUUGGAAUCACAGCCUAAAAGACCUAAGAUUGAAGAGGGUGCACGAUUUUCUGAGCAAACUAGCGAUGGAGGAGAGCAUUCAAAAACGAAAGUGGCAUCUAUUUCUUCUGGAAUUCCUCUGUCUGAGCAGUUAAGACCCGAAAAUCUCGAUGAAUAUGUGGGGCAAGAGCACGUUCUAGGUUCAGAUAAAAUAUUACGUAUGCUCCUAGAUAAACAUGAUAUCCCAAGCAUGAUCCUCUGGGGGCCUCCAGGAUGCGGCAAGACAACUCUAGCUCAUGUCAUAGCUGCACAGUGCAAGCAGAUGCGUCAAGGGACACGAUUCGUCAAAUUGUCUGCCACCAUGUCAGGUGUCAAUGAUGUCAAAGAGGUUGUUAAAAUAGCGUCAAAUGAACAGCGCAACUUUAAACGACGCACCAUUCUAUUCAUGGAUGAAAUUCAUAGAUUCAACAAGUUACAGCAGGACAUUUUUCUUCCACAUGUAGAAAAUGGAACUAUUAUUUUAAUAGGAGCAACUACUGAAAACCCAUCGUUCAGUCUGAAUUCUGCUUUGCUUAGCCGCUGUCGAGUCUUUGUUCUUGAAAAACUACAGUCGGAAUGUAUGGUAAUUAUUCUCAAGAGGGCUUUGAAAGCCCUUGCUUGUAGAGUUGUACCAGGAGACAAUGAAAGUACUCAUUCCUCAGAUGAUGAGGAUGAUGAGGAUGACAAAAGUGAUAAGAAGAGAUGGUCAAUUGAUAGAAAGUCUGUACAGUGGUUGGCUGAUAUGUGUGAUGGUGAUGCCAGAAAUGCUUUGAACAGCCUUCAGAUGGCUUUAAAAGCCAAAGAAUGUGAAGACGGUUCUUCUGAGGAAAACCACAUUUCACUAGAUGACAUCAAAGAUGGAAUUAAGAGAUCACAUUUAUUAUAUGACAAAAAGGGGGAUGAACAUUAUAAUAUCAUAUCAGCUAUGCAUAAGUCACUUCGUGCUUCAGAUGCUAAUGCAACACUGUAUUGGGUGACAAGAAUGCUUGAAGGGGGUGAGGAUCCAGUUUUUGUUGGACGCCGUCUUGUACGGGCAGCUUCAGAAGAUAUAGGCCUUGCGGACCCCUCUGCCCUACCAAUGGCGGUCGCAACUAUGCAGGGAUGUCAGUUACUUGGGAUGCCAGAAUGUGACGUGCUUCUGGCACAAUGUGCAGUGUAUUUGGCAAGAGCACCUAAAUCUACAGAGGUUUACAAAGCUCUCAUGGCUGCGAAGUCUACAGUGUCACACCAGAAAGGACCCCAGCCUGGUGUUCCCCUUCAUCUGCGUAAUGCAACAAGCAAACUGGCCACCCAGCUAGGAUGGGGAAAGAACUACAACAUGAGGCAUAAAGACAUAUCUGGUCUUACUUAUAUGCCUGAAGGACUGGAAAAUGUAAAUUUCUUUGAUAAAAAGAAACAUUAAUAUGAUUUACAAGAACAAUAAAACAUCAAAAGUUUCCUUCCAA
Frankliniella occidentalis (western flower thrips) is the source of this 1477-nucleotide messenger RNA. Its product is annotated as ATPase WRNIP1. Gene Ontology annotation, biological process: DNA-templated DNA replication; regulation of DNA repair. The record is from RefSeq and is a predicted model, not a curated record. Gene Ontology annotation, cellular component: nucleus. NCBI's taxonomy places the organism in Eukaryota, Metazoa, Arthropoda, Insecta, Thysanoptera, Thripidae. Gene Ontology annotation, molecular function: ATP binding; single-stranded DNA helicase activity; DNA binding.